This is a messenger RNA of Ylistrum balloti, 1728 nucleotides long. RefSeq names its product ephrin-B2-like. Gene Ontology annotation, biological process: ephrin receptor signaling pathway; axon guidance. Gene Ontology annotation, cellular component: plasma membrane. The transcript is spliced from 6 exons. Gene Ontology annotation, molecular function: ephrin receptor binding. NCBI's taxonomy places the organism in Eukaryota, Metazoa, Mollusca, Bivalvia, Pectinida, Pectinidae. The coding region runs from base 143 to 1018 and encodes 291 amino acids. The record is from RefSeq and is a predicted model, not a curated record.
AAUUUUGUGCUGAUUUUUUUUUUCGAAGUUUUUACGUUGUGAAAUAUGUAGCCGGGAUUUUUUGGAAUACUUCGUCUGUUUGUUUACUAUGGAGAUUGGAUCAGGUACAUGAUAAAAAGGCCGGUGUUUAGAAAGUUGUACAAUGACCCAAUGUAUGGGACUUCUUCCCGGACAUGUGUGGAGGAUGCCUUGGCUUUUACAUUACAUUGUGGUCUUGCUUCCCCUAACGAUGUCAAUGGUUUCAUUCGUGGACAGUGGCAGAAGACUUCCUCCAAUUUACUGGAACGCGUCUAAUGCAUUAUUUCGUCGAUCGGAUAGUUCAAUACAUGUCCAGCUUAACGACAACAUAGACAUCAUAUGCCCAGACUACAGUGACAGGACAGACAAUCCUGAGGAAUGGGAAUACUACUCCAUUUUCUUGGUUUCAAAACAUGAGUAUGAAACAUGUACAUUACUUAAUCCUAAAUCACCCAAUGUUACACACAUAAGGAACUGUUCAACACCAGGAGUACAUAGUGAUCCCUUCACAAUUCUGGUAAUGGCGUUUCAGCCAAUCCCAAAUCUUCCUGACUUCAAGAAGGGCCACAAGUACUACAUGAUAUCAACGUCAACAGGAACACAGAUUGGUAUAAAUAACCAGGUGAAUGGGUCCUGUCGGACGAGGAACAUGCGCCUCAUUUUAGAUAUGACAGAUAAACCGACAACAGCAUCACCAUCACCACACACAACUCCAACAUGGCAGACAAAUCAAACAUUAUCUUCUACCUCCACACCGAGACCAACAACCACCACGAAGACUACCACCACUUCUACAACCACAGAAGCACCAACAACCACCACCAAAAAGCCUACAAGCAAAUUUCCAGAUGGGACUCCUGUGGAUCCAAAUAUAGUGAUAGAAGCCCCUGGUGGGGAGAAGAACUCGGGCAUUAUCAAUGCAGGCGCGGGCGAAAUACAAGCCAGUGUUACAGUGACUGUCCUUCUAGUGCUUGUGACGUUUAUACUACUAAUACGAUAGUAUUAGGCUACGCCAAAUAAAAACAUGGACAAAGCAUUGAUAGUGAUGUCACACAGUCAAUAGGUACACAGUUUUCUAAACUGUCCCCAGGAUUUCAUAGUGUUAACCCUUGUCUUCAUCUUGAGUCACAGCCCUCACAAAGAAGGUCGCAACCUUCCAGAUCACAACCUCUGUUUUCCUGCUUCGACGUCAAACUGUUGUGAAAAUAUUGGCUGAUGAAGCUAAAGUCAUGCUCGUUAAUUGUGACAACAAAUGUUUGUAUCUGUUGGAAACAAAAACUAGGUUGUCACUGUUUCUAAAUAUUCCGCAAUUUUGAAGAAAACUUUUUACUGCUUGGAACUCCGAAUUAUCUUCUCCUUGUGGAGUCGUUCUCAGUUACCUGGGGGAUUUCAUUGAGCAGCCCUUUUUAAUUGUGGAAUGAUUUUGUGGUAAAAGCCAUGCAUGGCUGCCAUCUGUGUACAUAUCACCAUGGUUGCCAUGGCGAAUGAGUGUGAGCUUCAUCAGGACUAGCCAAUCACCAUUUUCAUAAGACAGAAGCCAUUGUAUUGUAAAUGUUGUGAUCUUCAUUUCAUCUUCAGCCUUUAAACACCAAGUUAUUUCAUGGAGGACUUACAAACUUUGAUUCCCGAGAUCAUCAUUGAAGUGGACUAUGACCAAAUAAGGAAGUGGAGUCAAGGCCAUCUCGGAUAUUUUAGUGGCAAGGAACUAGA